Puntigrus tetrazona (Sumatra barb) is the source of this 3587-nucleotide messenger RNA. RefSeq names its product syntaxin 1A (brain) (gene stx1a). Gene Ontology annotation, molecular function: SNAP receptor activity; SNARE binding. The coding region runs from base 827 to 1615 and encodes 262 amino acids. The transcript is spliced from 12 exons. Gene Ontology annotation, biological process: intracellular protein transport; synaptic vesicle fusion to presynaptic active zone membrane; exocytosis. Gene Ontology annotation, cellular component: endomembrane system; presynaptic active zone membrane; synaptic vesicle. NCBI's taxonomy places the organism in Eukaryota, Metazoa, Chordata, Actinopteri, Cypriniformes, Cyprinidae. The record is from RefSeq and is a predicted model, not a curated record.
CUUUCCAGCAGGUCCUCUGUGGCAUAGCUCAAGUGUUCACGCGGGCGUUUGGUUUAUCCUCUCGUUGGAGCCUCUCUGAAUCGUAUUGCAACUCUUCCCUCACUUCUUUUUUCAGUUUGUCGACCUCUUUUCCUCAUCACUGCCGCUAUGACGCGUCGCAACACCUCGGAGAUCAAGGCGUGUCCUGAUUCCUGAGAGUUCGUGUGUUUUCUGAACCAAGAAAUAAAGGAGAAGCGCUCGAGGAGUGAAGAUGAUCUGAGCGCGCGCGCCACGGACGCGACCUUCAGACACGACUCUCGAACAUGAAGGACCGCACACAAGAGCUCAAGCAUGAAACGCAUAAACUCAUCCCCUGCUAACCCACACGAACCGGUCCUGAUGGGAGAAGGAAUCAGCCGCUGCUGUCAGACACUGAUGCUACGCUCUCAUUUCUGAAUCUGAAUCAGAAAGAGCGCUUGCGCAUGCAAGAAAUUAGUUUUAGAGUCACGAGCUUCCAGUACACACAGACAAUAAAUAACUUCUGAAGACGGAUUCUGAUCUCUGUCAAUACUAAGAGUGUGUGAUAGGGACAAAGAUAGAGAAGUUUAAAAGACAGAAGCUGCAUUUAAAUCAGCAUUUAGCUUGUGCAAUGCUUUUAAAAUGACUUAAAUAAAGCUAUUAGAUGAUUGUUGCAACAUCACAGGAAUAAUCCAAAGAGCGAGUGAGGGUCAGACGAUCAGCAAACAGUAUCCAAAACGGCAAAGAGAGAGCAAAAAUACAAACACGGGCAAAGGGGAAAGAGCCAGAAGAGGUGAACGAGGUGGCUGUCAGCAUUGAAAAAGGUUUCAUGGAUGAGUUCUUUGAGCAGGUAGAGGAGACCCAAGGGUUCAUUGACUCUCUGGCAGAGAAAGUAGAAGAAGUGAAAAUAAACCACAGUGCCAUCCUGGCCUCUCCAAACCCAGACGAGAAAACAAAAGCGGAUUUGGAGGAGCUGAUGACAGACAUCAAGAAGUUGGCUAUUAAAGAGCGCUCCCAGUUAAAAAAUAUACAGCAGACCAUAGAGCAGGAAGAGGCUUUAAACCGUCCAAACAGACCCUCGGCUCAUCUGAGGAUACGGAAAACACAGUACUCCACCCUGUCACGGAAAUUUGUGGAGGUGAUGACAGAAUAUAAUGCAACGCAGUCAGAUUACAGGGAGCGCUGUAAAGGACGGAUACAGAGACAGCUGGAGAUCACGGGAAGAAAUACAACAAAUGAGGAGCUGGAGACCAUGUUAGAAAGUAACAACCCUUCUAUCUUCACUUCAGGGAUGAUCAUGGAGUGCACCAUCAGUGAACAGGCCAUGAAUGAGAUUGAGACGCGACACAAUGAAAUCAUCAAACUGGAGAACAGCAUCCGUGAGCUGCAUGAUAUGUUCGUGGACAUGGCCAUCCUGGUGGAGAGCCAGGGAGAGUUAAUAAACAAUAUAGAGAAGAAUGUCUGCAGUGCUCAGGAAUACGUGGAAAAGGCCAAAGAGGAAACCAAAGCAGCUAUCAAAGUCCAGAAGACUAGCAGGACGAAGUUGAUCCUGAUAGGCGGUUGUGUGUCCGUCUGUCUUCUCAUCCUCAUCAUCUCUCUAGCCAUUGGAUUGAGCUAACCAAGACACUCUGUUUCAGACAGACAGGAACUCGGGACUAUCUGUUUGCAUGCUGUAGAAUUUGUGUUGUAGCCGACAGAUUCAGUACAUUUUUUUAAAAAAAACAAAAAGUCGCAGACUUCAUAUGCUGGGAUUUUAUAUACUGUUGGAGACUCAGAAGAGUAGACAUCAGUUCUUUAUUGAGAACUGCGUGGCACUGCAGUCAUCAAAAGUCUUUAGCAGUGAUGCAUUGAAUGUUAUAGGCAUUCAGUGGGCAGUCCUUAAAGGUGUUCACCUCACACAGCCUCAGAAGUGACCGCUUAAACAAAAAAACGUCGUUAUGUUCUAUAUGCUAUUCAAAUGUCAUUCCAGGUCCAGUUUCUUUUUACAUUAAAUUGCUUUUUUGCCCACAGACACACAGGACAAUGAAAAAGGCUGAAACGGUUUAAAGAGGUCAUAUGAUGCAAUUUCAAAGUUUGCAUUUCUCUGUGGGGUGUUACAAGCUGUUAGUGACCACGCCUUCCUAAAAUGGCUCGCUUAAACACGCCCCCACUAUUCUAUAUGUGGGAGCGAUAACUCCGCCCCAGUGUUUACGCAAAAAAGAAGGCGGAGCUAUUAUUCUGUGUGUAGUGUUGCCGCGGGUGCCAUGUUCUGGAGACGCUGUGUUUCAUUAUGAAAGUGAAACUACUUAGUUUGUGCUUCCAAAAUAGGAUGCAUCUAGAAAUCAGUGUUAAGUUGUGUUUACACAGAUAUUCGAGUGUGUUCAGCACAUUCACGGAGGACUGAUUCCUGAACCUGACAGCAGUCUAUAGACUUUAAGAGAGUGAUUCUAACUCUACAAGAACAGUCUGCUGCUUCUGACUCACAACCUUUUAAGUAAGUUACGUAUUUUUUUAAUUAAAAGAAUGUGCUACUCAUGCACAAGUUAUGCGCGGUAUAGAGUAGUACUUGUUUGCCAUUUCUCAGAUCACAAAUCCAGACAUAGUCAUGUUUAUGCAAAGUUUAAAAAGACAGUACAUUCAUAUCGGUAUUAUAAUCAGUAGUUAUGUCUCGACUGGAUGCAACAAAUGCAUCAUUUGAAAUGGAUUUUAUUGUUUUCGUGUCAGAGUCCUGAGACACAGCAUCACGUUACAAGGGGCGUAACAUUUCCGUUACACGCUUAACGUAUUUGGCCAAUCACAACGUACUCAAUAGCUGGUCAGUCAGAGCACACCUUGUAAAAAAUGUAUGCAUUUCAGGAAGGCAGGGCAUAGAGGAGAAACAAUAAUGUACUAAACGUGGACAGUAAUGUUUUUUUUGUACUGCAUGACACAAAAUGUUCUGUUUAGAAACAUCAUAUGACCUCUUUAAAGCUACUAUUGUCCCAUUUUUGCCUUCUCAACCUCUUAAAAUGCACAUAUGUAGAUCAGGGGAAUCUAAACUUUUUCCAGGGCAUGUGUUUGCCAAGGCCCUCAUGAACACUCAGCUUUCAGACCACAGUAUUUCCAACUUCAAUGCAGAACCGUCCAGGCAAAGGUGAAUCUGACUUUGAUUACAUGCAUAUGGUUGUCAUUUAGUUAUACAUGGCACUAAUAUAAAAUCCAUUUCUUGCUCCAUACAUCUGAGGUUGAAUAUUUUCAAACCAUGCUAACAAACCAUGCAUCAGUGGAAAGCAUACUCAGAGAAAAAAUCAUAUAUUUUACGACUGAGAGACAUUCGCUUCAUUGCUAAAGAAAACCGAUGUUCUGACUUUCAUGUUGAAUCAUCAAACCUGAGGUCACACAGUGUGAUCUAGCUUUUAUUUCGGCUAUUUUUUUUACUCUGAACAAAGCAAAGUGCCUCGUGUGUCAUUGUGAAGCUCUUUGAAGCAAACGGAUUCUCUUAUUUUGAAAUCUGUGAUGACUGACAAAAAGCAAUGCUUUAAUAAAGAAAGAUGUUUUGACGCUAAGUUGGAGCAGACUGCUUUCUGUAAAGGGUGUCAAGCUGUAAUAAAGUAGAGGAAUAAUAUUAAAAA